GACCUCACCUCACUGGAGCUUCUCCUCUUCUCCUCGGCUCUCUGAUUGGCUGAGCCGCCUCCGUCGUCGUCAUCGUCGUCGUCGUCAUCGCCGUCGCCGCGGUCGCCGUCGCCAUGGAGCCCAAGAGCGAGGAGGUGGAGGUGGAGCCCCAGCUGGUGUCCCACCCGCGGGCGAAGAGCAAGGUGUGGAAGUACUUCGGCUUCGACAUGGAGGAGGACGAGGUGGGCAAGAGGGCGCACUGCCGCCUGUGCCUGCUGCAGAUCGGCUACUCGGGCAACACCACCAACCUCUACGCCCACCUGCAGCGCCACCACGCCGACGCCUUCCUGGAGUUCGAGAAGAGCACCGGCGACUCGCCCCACAACAACCAGGCGUCGUCGUCGUCGUCUCAGACGUCGUCGUCAUCGGCGACGUCGCAUCAGCACCAGCACCAGCAUCAGCACCAGCAUCAGCAUCAGCGCCCUCUACAGGCGGCGUGCACGCGUCAGAACUCCCAGGAGGCCGUGCGGCGGCAGACGGAGGUGACGGCGGCGGUGCUGGGCUUCCUGUGCGAGGGCCUGCACCCGCUGGCGACGGCCGACGAGCCCUUCUUCCAGGCGCUGCUGCGGACGCUCGAGCCUCGCUACUCGCCGCCGACCUUCGCCGAGCUCGUCGCCCACGCGCUCCCCCAGCGGCACCAGCAGGUGCGGGCGGCCGUGGCGGCCGAGCUGGCCGGGCUCAGCUGCUGCGGCGUGUCGGCCGACCAGUGGCGCAGCGAGACGCACGGACGCUCCUACGUCACGCUCUACGCCCACCAGCUCUCCAUGGCGACGACGACAACGACAACGACGACGACGAUGACGACGCCGACGGGACUCCGGGCGCUCAGCCGCUGCCUGAAGACGUUCGAGGUCCCCGCGGACAGUCCGGCGGAGGGCAUCACGCGGGCGCUCUACGAGGUGUUCAUGGAGUGGGGCGUGACCGGGCGCGUCUGCGGCGCCACGAUCGCCGGAGGCUCGCCGGACGUCCGCAAGGCGUGCGGCCAGCUGGAGCUGCCCGUGCUGGUGCCGUGCUUCGCCGAUCAGCUGACCCGCGGCGUGGGCUCGGCCUUCCUGCUGCCCGGCGUCCAGGCGCUGCUCGCCCGCUGCCGCCGACUGGUCGACUACUUCCAGCAGUCGGUGGUGGCGUCGUACAUGCUGCAGGAGCGGACCAAGCAGCAGCAGAGCCGCUCGGCGACGACGACGACGACGACAGCAACGGCGGCGUCGGAGGACGUCGGAGGGGUGGCGGUGGUGGCGUUGGUCGGGGAGCGGCCUGGGUGCUGGUCGUCCACGCUCGCCAUGCUGCAGCGUCUCCGCGAGAACCAGCUGGCGGUCACCUCGGUGCUCCUGGACGACGCCAACAACCAGACGCUGUUGCUAGGCGCCGCGGAAUGGACGCUGCUGGACGGGCUCCUGCGGCUACUGCAGGGGCUCCGGGCGGCGGCGGACAUGUUCUGUCGCGGCGGCGGCGGCGGCGGCGUCGGUGGCGUCGUGGGUGGCAUGGUGGGCAGUGCCCGCCCCUCCAUCAGCAUGCUGAAGCCCGUGCUGCACAUGCUGCAGAGCACGGCCCUGCGGACGUGCGAGGGAGACCCCGCGGAGCUGCGGGACGCCCGGCGGGCGGUGGCCGGGGCGCUGGACGAUGCGUACGCUCGGCCCUCCGAGCUGGACACCUUCCUGAAGGUGGCGAGCUUCCUGGACCCGCGCUACAAGCGGCUGCCCUUCCUGUCGCCGUCCGAGCGCGCCCAGGUGGAGGCUCGCGUCCUGGAGGAAGCCGCCGCCCUCUACCGGAGACACAACCCCUCCUCCUCCUCGCCCAACGCCCACGGCGACGAGCCGGCCAAUAAGAAGCGAGCUCUGGACUCGACGGCGGCGUCGUCGGACGCGACGGCGGGCGCCGCCGCCAUCUCCUCCAACCCGCUGGCGGUCAUCUUCUGCCAGUCGGGCGCGGCCGACUCCCAGGAGGAGUUCCAGGCCCAGGCGGAGGAGGAGCUCAGCAACUUCAAGGCGCAGAAGGUUCUGGGGCUGAACGAGGACCCGCUGCGCUGGUGGUCGGACCGGACCCUGCUGUUCCCCAUGCUGCCGCGGGUUCUGCAGAAGUACUGGUGCGUCCCGGCCACCAGCGCCCCGGCGCACCGCCUCUUCGGACCCGCCGGGAGCGCGCUGUGGGGGAAGAGGAACCGGCUGGACCCGGAGCACGUGGACCAGCAGGUGUUCCUCUACGAGAACACCAGAACCUACUAUGAGCCGGAGCUGUCGUGCGUCGACAAAGACAUGACCGGAUUGGUUUAGCAGAACCACACGGGAAGUCUGAGAAGGGACCCGACCUGAUUGGCUUGGUAGGACGUCAAUCUGCACAGACAACCAAUCAGGGACCAUCAGUAAUAUUUAACUGAGACGUAUGACCGGCCAAUUAGACCACAGACUUCUAUCUGCAUGUUCAAUGUCAAAUGGGACAGAGAUACUUUGUAAAUAACUGGACUAACGUGCUCAACACCUCAGCAUGAUCUCAGCCAUGCGCUAGCCUUUAUUCAUGAAGUUUACAAAGAUACUUGGCCAAAAUAAAAUGAUCUCAGCCAGGUGUUGAGUCCUUCUGGGCAUCAAUAUAAACUUCAUGCGCUACCCUUUAUUCAUGAAGUUUACAAAGAUACUUGGUCAAAAUAAAUGAGCACAGCGCCCACCCCCCAGGGGUCAGCCGUGUAGCGUGUUCUAGUGUGUAUAUAUGACCUCUUGCCCACUUCGUCUAAGUGUGUCCUUACUGUGUGCCGUCUUGAAGUCAUAAAAUGUGUUCUAUCUUUAUUUUUCUACUUCUAUUCCAGCCUUUUCUUUCCGGUCGGGACUUUUCUGUCAGACUACUGAAGGACUUGAACGAGUGUCUUUGUAUUGUGUUUGUAUGUAGAGUUAUAUGACUAACAAACUCAUUAGUCCUAUACAAGUUCAUUGUGUGUCUCGCAUUUUUUUUUACCAAUUAAUCUGUCCUAACAAUAUCAAAUCAUUAAACUAAUGCCUGUGGUGUUGGUUUUUAAGUAUUGCUGUGGCUUGGUGUGUUUUUUUUUUAUAAAGUAACUGGACGAGGGAAGUUUGAUCGGGUUCCCACAAGGACGGGAAAGUUUGGCAGACAUGGCGUCAUCUCCAUGGAUUACUGACACACUUUAGGAAAUGGUGUCAGACUAUUUCUGCUCCCCGUCUCGGAGAAAGGGGAGCAGCGGGGAGGUGCGCUCCAAACUCGGAUGAACACGCACUCCUCAGGACGAAGGGAAGGAGCG
Molecule: messenger RNA, 3283 nt
Organism: Sardina pilchardus (European sardine)
Lineage: Eukaryota; Metazoa; Chordata; Actinopteri; Clupeiformes; Clupeidae
Product: E3 SUMO-protein ligase ZBED1-like
Exons: 1
Coding region: 114-2309 (731 amino acids)
Biological process (GO): regulation of transcription by RNA polymerase II
Cellular component (GO): nucleus
Molecular function (GO): DNA binding; protein dimerization activity
Source: RefSeq, a predicted model, not a curated record